AUGGGCAAGUUUUCUGAAGAAACAAAAAAACAAGUCACUUUAUGGCAUGAUAUCAUUCAAAAUAAACAUAAGGAUGAUGACGAUGAAAUUUUUUGUAACGACCCAUUAUUAAUCAUCGAAUAUAAUCAACCGGGUCUCGCAAGCCGAAAUAUCACUGAAAAUAAUGUUAGCGCAGUAAUCAGAGGAACUCCAAACUAUACUCCUAUCGCAUUUCCAAGGGCAAACCUGGCACAAUCAAAUUCUGUAUUCGCAUUUAACGAUAUGCAGAUAAUGGAAGAUGCUAUUGCACGAUUAUUUGAAAACUAUAAUAACAAUGUGACAGGACGACAAGAUCCUAUUGUUGGACGGGUAUAUUAUGUGUUAUUUCGCAGGGCCAAUCCAUUUGAUGUUAUUGAACGACAACAUGUUUUUGAUUGA
Messenger RNA from Entrophospora candida, 417 nucleotides. Lineage: Eukaryota; Fungi; Glomeromycota; Glomeromycetes; Entrophosporales; Entrophosporaceae. The record is from the annotation of a GenBank genome assembly.